AUGAAGUUGAAUAAUACAGGAGGAAUAGAUGAAGAAACCUUGCGUAAUGGAAUGGAUAAAAGAACUGAAACUAAACUAAAAGAAGCCAAGAAGACUACUAGCCAAGAAAUUGACCAGGCUGAACUGGAAAGUAGAGAAAAUGAAAAUGAAACUUUUAAAGAACAAGGAUUAGAUUUAGAAAACAUAGAAAAAGAGAAACCUGAACAAGGCAUUG
Messenger RNA from Scutellospora calospora, 214 nucleotides. The record is from the annotation of a GenBank genome assembly. Lineage: Eukaryota; Fungi; Glomeromycota; Glomeromycetes; Diversisporales; Gigasporaceae.